CUCGGCUUCCAGCCGGAAGAGGCGGUGCGGCUCCCUGCGCGCUCCCGCCUUCUGCUGCAGCUAACGUUGGCGGGAACCUGACAGGUUGGCGGGAACUGAACGGGAUGGCGAUGGCUUCGCGUCGGGGGGCGCUCAUCGUGCUGGAGGGCGUGGACCGUGCUGGCAAGACCACGCAGGGCCACCGGCUGGUGACCGCGCUGUGCGCCUCGGGCCACCGAGCCGAGCUGCUGCGUUUCCCCGAAAGAUCAACAGAAAUCGGCAAGCUCCUGAAUUCCUACUUAGAAAAGAAAACAGAACUGGAAGAUCACUCAGUGCACCUGCUUUUUUCUGCGAACCGCUGGGAACAAGUGCCAUUAAUUAAGGCGAAGUUGAACCAGGGUGUGACCCUUGUUUUGGAUAGAUACGCCUUUUCUGGGGUCGCCUUCACUGGCGCCAAGGAGAAUUUUUCCCUGGAUUGGUGCAAACAACCAGACGUGGGCCUUCCCAAGCCCGACCUGAUCCUGUUCCUUCAGUUACAAUUGCUGGACGCAGCGGCACGGGGAGAGUUUGGGCUGGAGCGCUAUGAGACUGGGACUUUCCAGGAGCAGGUUCUGCUGUGUUUCCAGCAGCUCAUGAAGGACGAAAACCUGAACUGGAAGUCUUUUUCAUAGGAAUGACUCUUCAGUGUACGGUCUAUAAUUGGAUUAUACUUACUGUCAGAAGUGGAGUUUGCCAAUUUCAUGGUGAGAUGUCUCUUUUCCUUUUAGCUCAUGCAGUGGUUUCUUUCCUGGCCUUCCUGUUGGCCCUAGGUCAUUAUAGGCACCUUCUCCUCUAUAGCUACAACCUGGGCCUUUAUCCUGCCCAUUUCAUUGAAGCCUGUGUAGGCCUGUGCAUGGCCAUUUCCCGGAGCACAGAAAUGUCCAUACCAGGCUUCCCUCUGGUCCUGUUUCCUCCACUCUGUAAACUUGUUUCAACAUGGUCUCAGGAAUUGGCUUCAGCUUCCAUCUUGUUCCUCACACGGAAGCCAACGUGAGCCCCUUCUCUGCUGCUUGCUCCUACUCUGACCCUAACUGCACUGUCUUUCCACACAUCUACUGGGCCUGGUGGGCCUGGUAGUGCCUGCACAGGCCAUCUUUUUAACUGUUGCCUACGGUUCCCAGACUUGCAGCUGGCACUAGAGUAGUGUAACAUCACAGGCCAGUUUGGUCUACGAAGGCGCUAUUUCCCCGGCGUUACUUGCCCUUUGUUUAUAUUACAUGUCCUCAGGAUUGCAAAGUUUAUCCUAAGUUUCUGCAUCGUCUUGCCAUAUUAGAGCAGAUGCUAAUACCCUUCUCUUUCCUGGGCAUCAGCCUAGAGAGGCACCCUGGAUAGUCUGGGCCAGGGUUGUGUGGCUGUAGUGGGGCUGUCACGCUUCCUUCUAGGAGGCGACCCCUGUGGAGUUUUUCUGCACAUAGCCAUACUUUGAGAAAUACCUGGACUCCUUCCAUAACCCUUCUGCACUCCUGGAAGCUUUUUAAAUGUUUGCUGCCAGAGGUCUUAGCCAGACUUACAGAAACAAGGGUCCUGGCCAGACCCCCUCCAGAUGAUGGGACUUGGAGAUGGUGACACUUAUUCAGACCCUCUCCUGGUUCACACCUGGAUCUACCUGUCCUGAAGGAACAGAGCAGCUGUUAGGACAGUAUUCAUCUCCAAAGAGGACAGGAAGCAAACCAGGUUGUUUUUUGUUUGUUUGUUUGUUUUUUUGAGACAGGGUCUCUACAUAGCCCUGGCUAUCCUGGAAGGAACUAUGUAGUCCAGGCUGUCCUUGAAUUCAGAGAGAUCUGUCUGCCUCUGCCUCCUGAGUUCUGGAACUAAAAAGGGUGGGUCACCAUGCCUGGCAUGGAGCCUGUUCUUAUCAACUGGACGAUAGUUGCUCAGCCUGCUUAGGAGCAAGAUGAGCAGCUAGUGCAUGCUGCUUCCCCUGUGUCUGGGAUGCGGUAGGUAUGCAAGCUACGGUGCGCCAAGAACAUCAGGUGGGUGAAGGGUCCCUGAGAUUUAGGUUGGCUCUUGCAGGCCCUGGCUCACUGAGGUCACCACAUGCACUGGGAAUAGGGCAGAGGUGGUGUAAUGUUGCUUCCCUGCUCUCUCCUUGUGGUGACAGGUGGUUGAUGCUUCCAGAAGCAUUGAGGAUGUCCAUGAGGAAAUCCGUGUCCUCUCCGAGGACGCCAUCCGCAGCGCCGCACAGAGUCCGCUGGAGGAGCUAUGGAAAUAAAUUAAGACUUCUACUGCAGAAACUGUUCUCUGGUCCUGUAGGAGACUGGUGGAAGACUCACAGCACUGUUCAGCAGGAGCUCUUCCUGAAGAGACCUACAAGCCUCCGUCAUAACCUGAGAUGUUGGUGGUAUGGACAAGUUGUGCAGUAUCUUCUCCUGACUCCUUGAUCCUAAAGGCGCUAAUGUGUUAUGGUAUUUCCAUACUGACCUUUAGUGGUAACUUCGGGCAGUUUCACUGAGAUCAUUAGGAACAUCAAUUAGUUGAGAGUUAUAUUUUUUAGACACUAAUAAAAGCUUAUUUGAAAAUGUA
Messenger RNA from Arvicola amphibius (Eurasian water vole), 2541 nucleotides. RefSeq names its product deoxythymidylate kinase (gene Dtymk). The record is from RefSeq and is a predicted model, not a curated record. Gene Ontology annotation, biological process: dUDP biosynthetic process; dTTP biosynthetic process; dTDP biosynthetic process. Gene Ontology annotation, molecular function: ATP binding; dTMP kinase activity. Gene Ontology annotation, cellular component: cytosol; cytoplasm; nucleus. Lineage: Eukaryota; Metazoa; Chordata; Mammalia; Rodentia; Cricetidae. The transcript is spliced from 5 exons. Bases 105 to 650 code for a protein of 181 amino acids.